CACACACCACAAAAGUGUUUACCUUGGUGAACGGAGGAGGAGGCCGGGUUGUUUUUCACAUCUGCUUUCACGCUGUAAAAAAAUAAUAUGAGAGUUCACGUCUGUUCUAGUUGGGGGGGGUGGGGGUGUCAAGCAGAUAUGAAAGAGUCCAACUUGUGUGAUCUUAAACAGAAUGAAGCCAUUGUUUCUCUGUGCAGCAGUCAAGGUCGCCAGAUUGGAAGCCAUGCAGGCGGACAAACGCGCUAAUUGAUUCCCCUGCUCUGCGAGUUCCAAACCUGAAAUGACCAUGUGGCCUCAUCUCGUGCUCCUCCUCCUCUCCUCCAGUCUGGUUUUUUCUUUCGAGUGUCCAGCAGAUUGUACUUGUAGCAACCCGGACUCUAUAUUUUGCACCAGUCGACGGUCCAAAACCGUACCCCGGGUCCCGGCCAGCACCACAAACCUUUACAUCUUCCACAACGGCAUCAAUACUUUGAGCCAAAACGACUUUGUGGGUCUCGGAGACUUGGAUAUGCUAGAUCUGAGCCAGAAUGAGCUGGGAGAGAUUCCGGAUGGUGUAUUUAAGAUGUUGUCCAAGCUGAAGAACUUGGACCUGUCCUCGAACCUCAUUACUCACAUUUCCAAAGAGAGCUUUUCUGGCUUGGUCCAGCUGGAGCGACUGUAUCUCCACCAAAACCAAAUCCAGAGCAUCCAGAGAGAAGCUUUUGAAGGUUUAGAAAUGCUACUGGAACUCAAGCUCCGAGGGAAUAAACUCACAUCCUUGCCGUCUCUUGAGCUACCCAGCCUUCUGCUUCUAGACCUGAGUUACAACAGCAUCCCAACCUUGCAUGUCUCGGACCUUCAUACACCCCACUUAGAAUCCCUUAGAAUGGCUUCCCUUGGGCUUCUCCAUCUAGAUGAAGAUCUCAUAGCCUCCCUGGGGAACCUCCACGAGCUCGACAUCUCCCUGAACCUAUUAACGGAGGUUCCCCAGGCCCUAAAGAUGGACUCCCUGAAGGGCUUGAUCAAGCUCAACCUGGCCGCCAAUCCAUUGAGUGAGCUAAGAACCGAAGACUUUCAGAAACUCACCGGGCUCCAGGAAUUAGAUCUCAGUGGUCUAAAUCUUCAGGGAUUCCCCCAAGACUUUUUCCAGUCUUUCCCCAGACUUGUAAGUCUGGCAGCGGCUGAAAAUCCAUUCAAUUGUUUGUGUCCCCUGGCUUCCUUUGUGGUAUGGCUGAAAGAGAAGAAUAUCGAUUUGGUGAGACUUCGGGAAACCAGAUGCCACUUUCCUCUAGCUAAUGCUGGGAAGAUGCUAUCAGUAUUGGACCACACAGAUUUUGGUUGUACACCGACGACAACAACUUUGCUGCCCAUGGCGAGUACUCCAGCACCACAGGAUCCUACCACAUCCCAAGAAACGACCCACACCAAUGCAAUUCCUCCCCCGCCCCCAAGCGAACAAACCCUGGACUCCAAAACAGACCCGCUUCCAUCGCAACUCCCUGCCCCCACCGUCGGGGAAUACGACCAACACAUCUGCCCACCAAACAUCUGUCUCAAUGGUGGCACUUGCAGUUUUGACCCAAUAGGGCAACUGGGAUGCCUGUGUCCUUCGGGAACAUCUGGACUCUAUUGUGAAAAUGUCCACGAUGUAACGCAAGCACCGAAACCUCGGCUAACAGAAGUGUCUGUCGAGGCUUCCACAGUUCUCGAGGAUGUCAUCAGCUCCCGUCAGGUGACCUCCACCUCCAUCCUUCUGGAUCUGCACCUCUUCAUCAAGACACGGCCAAAUAUUCGCGGAAUCAGGCUGACCUACCGCAAUCUCUCGGGCCCCGACCGCCGCCCCAUUAUUUUGAGCGUGCCGGCAACCUACCCCGAGUACACUCUCCGUGGACUGAGACCCAACUGUACCUACUCGGUCUGUGCAAGUCCUCUCGGGGAGAGAAUAACCACAAGGGCCAACAGUUCAGCUGAGACCGGGUCAUGUACAGAAGCUCGGACUGCGGGGGUUCCUUUGACAUCCCUAGAACCCCGAGCAGAGACUCAAAACUCACUCACUUAUACUCUCCUUCCCGCAUUAGCUGUUCUGGCGCUGGUGCUGGGCUUGGCCUUUCUGGUUGGUCUGAUCAUCUGUCUAAGGGUAAAGAAGCACAGUAAAGCGGGAAUGGACCUGGAGCUGGGUCCUGCCGAUCUGGACGAUUCAUCGGAAGUGGAAGGCAUCAAGGCAUGUCCGGAAAAUCGGGGAAACAAUCCAGUGGCUCACAAACAGACAGCGAUGGAUCACUGUGGCGCUCGACAACCGCACGCAACAACAAAAAUGCAACAAAAUGGCCACUUUGAUUAUCAGGUACCGUUGAUGCAAGAACAUUCCAGUUCAAAUAACAAUCGCUCAUCCUUAAAGCCAUCCUAUUUCUAAGAUAUGUGAACAUCUUUUUGGAGUACUUCAAGCAUUCUAAACUUUUCUUCCGGCUGACUGGAAUGGCCGUUGAGAGAAUGAACAUGAACGAUUACAGGCUGAGGUUUGUCGGGGGGGGGGGGGGGGGGGGGGGACAAGCAAGUGAUUAAACAAAGUGCAAUUGACAAGAAAAGAUCUUGUUCCAGAAAAUGUGCUAUUAUAUUUUGAACAUGGACGCAACCAUUGACAAUGGUUUGUUUGAAAAUGGUUUCUUGUUCGAGAAAUCUAUUGCUGGAUUUAGAGGUGAAACUGGAGAAAAAUGCAGCAUUUGCAUUUGAUCUAAACCGGAACGGAAGAUGGAUUCUGAGAAUAUUUUUUACUGAAGAAUGGGACUCAGGUAGCUGACAAUCCCUUUUUUUUUUUGUACUUGUAUAGACUAAGUGCUAGUUGACAUUAUAACAGCCCAAAACUUUGAAUUCAGAGACUCAUCAUUCAUUUUUUGUUACCGACUGAUGUCCACUCAGAAACCGAAAGAUCGUCUGUAAAUUUUCAUCUUUGCCUUGUCUAAAGAGAGAAAUCUCAAUGAGUUAAAGUGUAAAUGGUUUACAAAAGUGUACCUUUGAUUCAGCAGGCAUGCAGAUGUUUUAAAACAGCGCUCAUAAAAGAUGAUGCCACAUUUUGGUAGGGCUGCUCAAUUAUGGAUAAAAAUCAUAAUUAAUUUGUUCAAUAUUGAAAUCACUAUUAUGAAACGCCAAAUAAUCAUUUCUCCUCAAUCAUGGGAAUUUCGAGAUCGUAUUGAGCUAAAAUCAUAAUGGCGAUUAAAAUCCGAUCAGUUGAGCAGCCCUACGAAUCGGCUACUAAUAAAACUGCAUUCGGCGACUAUUUUUUAAAAAGUAAAACAAAGUUUUUUUGUGAAAUGCAGUAUGGAAAGUGUCACAGCUAUAGCGUAGCAUUAACACAUCAACUGGAAUACUUUUAUGCUGCUUUGGAUUUUGAAAGGAAUUGCUGUUUGGAACGAGGUCACCAAAGCGCCAUCAUGCUCUGUAUUGUUUGUCGAAAAUGUGUUUGUCAGAAAAUGACGCCAACAAAAUGGACAGUAUUAAAACAAUUUUCUAUACAA
Molecule: messenger RNA, 3491 nt
Organism: Syngnathus typhle (broad-nosed pipefish)
Lineage: Eukaryota; Metazoa; Chordata; Actinopteri; Syngnathiformes; Syngnathidae
Product: vasorin-like
Exons: 2
Coding region: 281-2392 (703 amino acids)
Molecular function (GO): protein binding
Source: RefSeq, a predicted model, not a curated record